AUAGCUUAUGGAGGUAAAAAUAGAUUUUUCAUGGCUCGUGUCGUGAGUCGUGAGCAAUAAGGGGGCCCUAAUGAUUAAUUUUCUCAUCUCAAUUCCUCCGCAAAAUUAUCUUUUUUGGUGAAUUCUUCCGCAAAUUCAAAUUCCCGCCUAACGGGAAAGUGAAAGAAAAUCGAAAAUUCCACAAUCAGAAAAUUCAAAUUCUCAUUUUCACAGAAAAUUGAAAUGUCAUCAACCUCAAACAACAACAUGAACGAUGUUGAUCGUUUGUUCGCAUGCUUCAAAUGCGGUUUAUCACCCCCUAAAUCUGCUUUGAUUGAAAGAAAAAGGAGGAAAAGGAAAUUGGAGAAGGAAAUUCCAAAGAAUGGGUCACCGGGAGAAUGUUCAAAUCCAGGAUCAAUUGGAGGAGAAGAGAAAACUCCGUUAUCUUGCAUCAAAACAACAAAUGUGGAAUCUUCUAUUGAGAAACUUAAAUCAGCAAUAGCUAAAGCAAAAAGCUCUAGUAAUCGGAAGCAGAUCUCGCCAGUUGUAUUCUACGGUUCUCCUCAUGGUGUGCCUCCGAAAAAACCGACCCGUUUAUGGAGAUUGUUGCAUGAGAUACGUAUUGAUCUCUCUCAGAGGAAAAAACUGAACUUAAGGAAGGAAGUAUGGUCCACAUUCCCAAGGCAGGAUGAAGCAAUAAACUUUGCCAAAGGACAAGAAGAUGUCCAUCUCUUUAGUUAUCAAGAUCACUUCAAUGGCCAGAGAAGGUUCCUUGCGUCUACAUAUACAGAAUUCUGGCGAAGGUACAAAAACAUGGAUUCAAAAUCCCGUCAUCAUUAUGAAGUGAUUCAAGAGGGUUUACCAUGCCACCUUUAUUUUGAUUUGGAGUUUAAUAAAAGAGUCAACGUAGGAAAGAAUGGAGAUGAAAUGGUUGAUCUUUUGAUAUCAAUAGUUCUAGAAGCCUUACACGAAAAGUAUGAAAUCCAUGGAGACCACGAUUGGAUAGUAGAACUCGACUCUUCAACUGAAGAUAAGUUCUCUCGCCAUCUAAUAAUUCGCAUACCAAAGGCUGCUUUUAAGGAUAACUCCCACGCAGGUGCAUUUGUUUCAGAAAUAUGCUCAAGAAUUCUAAACGCAAGGGGGAAAGAUAAACGUUGUGAAAAAUUGUUUAUAGCAAAAGAUUCAAGUACCGAUGAAUCUGCUUACCAACUUUUUGUGGAUACUGCUGUAUAUACUCGGAAUCGUGUUUUCCGUCUUCAUCUAUCUUCAAAGGCAGGAAAAAGUUCAAUUCUUUUGCCAACAGAGAGAUUUAAGUGCAAAAACUUGAGUGAAGAAGACAUGUUCAUGGCUUCCUUGAUCUGCAACAUGGAUGUUGAUUGUGGAAAGCUUCUGGUCUGCAAACCAGACUUAGAUUGCGUGAAGACUCUGCAUUUUGAUACAGAGUUGAAUUAUAAUGUUGGAAACUCUGUCCAAAUGCAUCCAGAAUUUACAUUGAAUACUUGCACAAGUGAUGUUUCGGGAACAUACUUCAUGGGAAAGUCACCAUUCCCAUUUAUCGACGAAUUUAUAUUAUCGGUUGCCUCUGUUGGGAAUAUACCAGGAAAAAUUCAUAGUUGGUAUUUAUUCUCUGAAUUUGGACUGAUGGUCUACAGCAUGACAAAAAACAGAUACUGUGAGCGAAUUGGCAGACAGCAUAAAAGCAAUAACGUGAUAUACGUUGUUGAUCUAAGAAGGGCAGUGUAUUAUCAAAAAUGUCACGAUGCUGACUGUAGAGGUUAUCGGUCUCCCUUGCGACCAAUUCCAGUUCACGUAUUCUCCAAUCCUUCAGUUGCUAUUGGUUCAUCUGAGAUGUUAGAUGAUAAAUAUCCAGUAGAUGAUGGGUGGGGAAGUCAACCUGAUGAUAACAACAAACCCAAUCUUCUACAAUACGAAGACACUGUUGAGGACAACUCCAGUGAUUCUUGGUGGCUAGAAGCCAUAAAAGUAGUUGAGGAUGUGGAGAAUAAGCAAACGGCAACAGAACUAAACACCAAGAAUGAGGAAAUUGAUGAUGGAGAUGAUGAUGAUGAGUGGUGGCUGGCGGUAGAAAGGACUGCAUCCCAGGCUGAACUGGCAUAUACUUCAACUAAUUCAGGAUGUUAGCGGCACAAUUCAGCUCGCCAAUGAGUUUUCGUGGCUCUCUACAUAAGAUCUUGUGGAUGAAAGGAGUUUCCGUGGCUCUCUACAUGCCGGAUCAACAAAAUUAGCUCCACUUGAUGAUUGGCGCCAGAAAAGGAGUUUGUUGCACUUAUCUGCAGCAAGCAACAUAAAGAUGAGAUCCUGAAAAGCAGAAAAGUUUGGGAGAAAAUCCGGAAAAUGAGCUUAAUGACUGAAGGAAAAUGAAUUCAAUUGUUGGAGAUACAGACUUCAAUUUUUGCACUGUCAAAACUACUGCCCAUCCCUGUUGAAGGGUUGUAGGCCAUGCAGAAUGUUUCAUGGUUGUGCAGGGCACAUGAAGACCUUUGCAUGCCCGUGUAAAGUGUGAUCACUUCUUGGCGGAUUUGGAUCAUCGACAACUGUGGCGCGGUGCACACCAGCUGCAAAGGAUUCAUUCACCAUUUGAACCUCUAUUGGGCCUUUUUGGAUCCUCUCCUGCAGAAAGUAAAAGGGAGGGACUAGAGAGAGAAAAGAGGGGAGGGUAAAAAAAGAGAGAAAAGAGAAGAGAAAUAGAGAGGAAGGAGGAUGCACAUUGUACACCAUACUUUCUAAGAACCUAUUUUGUUAUCUCAUCCUUUUUCUUUACAAAUUCAAAUCAUGGAUGUUAGAAUAUUAUAAAGGAUUAAAUAUGUUUGAGAUCCUUAUAUUUAUGCGACCUCAAGAUUAAACCCU
Trifolium pratense (red clover) is the source of this 2847-nucleotide messenger RNA. Its product is annotated as DNA-directed primase/polymerase protein-like. Gene Ontology annotation, molecular function: chromatin binding; DNA-directed DNA polymerase activity. Bases 223 to 2121 code for a protein of 632 amino acids. The transcript has 13 exons. The record is from RefSeq and is a predicted model, not a curated record. NCBI's taxonomy places the organism in Eukaryota, Viridiplantae, Streptophyta, Magnoliopsida, Fabales, Fabaceae. Gene Ontology annotation, biological process: mitochondrial DNA replication; error-prone translesion synthesis; replication fork processing. Gene Ontology annotation, cellular component: nucleus; mitochondrial matrix.